Molecule: messenger RNA, 1344 nt
Organism: Setaria italica (foxtail millet)
Lineage: Eukaryota; Viridiplantae; Streptophyta; Magnoliopsida; Poales; Poaceae
Product: GDSL esterase/lipase At1g71691
Exons: 5
Coding region: 82-1188 (368 amino acids)
Molecular function (GO): hydrolase activity, acting on ester bonds
Source: RefSeq, a predicted model, not a curated record
CUCUAAUCACAAGCACUUUAGCUAAGAUCAUAGCAUCACAAGCAAUCAUAGCACUUUAGAGAAGAUCGUCGAUCGACCAUCAUGGCGUACGAGGUGGCCAUGAAGGCUCUUGUUCUCAGCCUUGUGCUCGGCGCCGUCGCCGGCAUCCGGCCAAGCAAGCUGGUGCGCCGCCAGGUGCCGGCGAUCUACGUGUUUGGGGACUCCACGCUAGACGUCGGCAACAACAACUACCUACCGGGGAAAGACGUCCCCAGAGCUGACAAGCCCUACUACGGCAUCGACUUGCCGGGAUCCGGCAAGCCCACUGGAAGGUUCAGCAAUGGUUACAACACCGCCGACUUCGUCGCAAAGAAACUAGGAUUCGACAAGAGCCCUAUGGCAUAUUUUGUUCUAAAAGCGCGCAAGAAGCUGAUCCCCAGCGCAAUCAAUAGAGGAGUAAGCUAUGCAUCAGCAGGAGCUGGGAUUCUGGACUCCACUAACGCCGGGAAGAACAUCCCGCUGUCCCAGCAGGUGCGGUUGUUCGAGUUGACCAAGGCCGAGAUGGGUCCACGAGUAGCGAGCAACCUGCUCUCCAGGUCCUUCUUCCUGCUCGGCGCCGGCAGCAACGAUUUCUUCGCCUUCGCGACGGCGCAGGCCAAGCGGAACAAGACGGCGACGCAGAGCGACGUCGCCGCGUUCUACGGCAGCCUGCUCUCCAACUACUCCGCCACCAUCACGGAGUUGUACAAGCUGGGCGCGAGGAAGUUUGGCAUCAUCAACGUGGGGCCGGUGGGCUGCGUGCCCCGUGUCCGCGUCCUCAACGCCACCGGCGCGUGCGCCGACGGCAUGAACCAGCUCGCCGCCGGCUUCGACGCCGCGCUCAAGUCGCUGCUGGCCGGGCUCGCCCCCAAGCUGCCGGGCUUCACCUACUCCCUCGCCGACUCCUUCGGCCUCACGCAGGACACCUUCGCCAACCCGCUCGCACUCGGGUUCGUGAGCUCGGACAGCGCGUGCUGCGGGAGCGGGCGGCUGGGCGCGCAGGGCGAGUGCACGCCUACCGCCACGCUCUGCCCCGACCGCGACCGCUACAUCUUCUGGGACUCGGUGCACCCGUCGCAGCGCUCCGCCAUGCUGGGCGCCAAGGCCUACUACGAUGGCCCGGCGCGCUACACCACGCCCAUCAACUUCAAGCAGCUGGCCAGAGCAUGAUGAGUUGACAAUAAUGCAUGCACUCAUCAGAUAGUGAUCGUUUCUCAUUUGUUUAUUUGUUUUAUGUCCCACCACAAGUCCUUCAUCCAGGUGAAAUGAAACUAUAUGCACACAGUGAUUAUGUACUCAUCAGAUAUGUAGUGAUUGCUUCUCCGU